Messenger RNA from Saxophila tyrrhenica, 1797 nucleotides. RefSeq lists its product as uncharacterized. Gene Ontology annotation, molecular function: dihydroxy-acid dehydratase activity. Gene Ontology annotation, biological process: branched-chain amino acid biosynthetic process. Lineage: Eukaryota; Fungi; Ascomycota; Dothideomycetes; Mycosphaerellales; Extremaceae. The record is from RefSeq and is a predicted model, not a curated record. Gene Ontology annotation, cellular component: mitochondrion. The transcript has a single exon. Bases 1 to 1797 code for a protein of 598 amino acids.
AUGGAUCCACACAACAAAGAACAGGAAAAACAGCCCGAAGAGCCUCGCUUCCUCAACUUCCCAAACUCCAAGCCAGGAUCAGGACUGAACAAAUACAGCUCUACUUUGACUCGCGAACAUGACUUCCCGGCAGCCCAGGCGAUGCUGUACGCCGCUGGAGUUCCGAACGAACACCAGCUCAAGAACUACCCGCAGGUCGGGGUGGCCAGCGUGUGGUGGGAAGGGAACCCAUGCAAUACUCAUCUACUGGACAUAGCCAAGGAGACGAAAGCUGCUAUCCUCAAGCAAGAUAUGCUUGCGUGGCAGUACAACACUAUCGGCGUCUCGGAUGGCAUUACGAUGGGUGGCGAGGGGAUGCGGUUCAGUCUUCAGUCGAGAGAGCUUAUUGCGGACUCUAUUGAGACUGUGACUUGUGCUCAAUUUCAUGAUGCUUGUAUUACGAUCCCUGGUUGCGACAAAAACAUGCCUGGUGUCGUGAUGGGGAUGGCGAGGCAUAACCGCCCCAGCAUCAUGAUUUAUGGUGGUUCGAUUCUUCCUGGCCACUCGAACUUGCUGGAAAAGGACAUCAACAUCGCAACAGUUCUAGAAGCUCACGGGUCUUACAUCUACAACAGCCUCAAGAACCCGAACAAGCCCGAGCAAACCAAAGAGGAACUCAUCACCGACUUCGAGAAGAACGCAUGUCCAGGCCAAGGAGCGUGUGGCGGCAUGUACACAGCCAACACCCUCGCAACCGCCAUCGAAACACUCGGCCUCACAGUCCCCGGCUCUUCGUCCACACCAGCAGCAAGCCCGGCCAAGAUGCGCGAAACGCAAAAAGUAGCCGAAUGCAUCAAAAUCUGCAUGGAAAAGGAAAUCCUCCCGCGCCAAUGCCUCUCCCGCGCAGCGUUCGAAAACGCCAUGGUCAUGAUGAUGGCCCUCGGCGGCUCCACAAACGGCGUCCUGCACCUCCUCGCCAUGGCCGGCACAGCAGGCGUCGACCUCACCCUCGACGACUUCCAGCGCUGCAGCGACCGCAUACCCUUCAUCGCCGACCUCGCCCCGAGCGGCAAGUACCUGAUGAAAGACCUCUACGAAAUCGGCGGCAUCCCGUCCGUGCACAAAUUCCUCAUCGCCGCCGGCCUGCUCGACGGCAGCACCAUCACCAUCACGGGCCGAACCCUUGCGCAAAACGUGGAGUCCUGGCCUUCGCUGAAGCAGGGGCAGGAAAUGAUCAAAUCCCUCGACAACCCCAUCAAGAGAACGGGCCACAUCGAAGUCCUCUACGGCAACCUCGCGCCCGGCGGCUCCGUAGCCAAGAUCACGGGAAAAGAAGGCAUGAGCUUCACGGGCAAAGCGAGAGUUUUCGAAAAGGAACACGAACUCGACGACGCGCUGAACAAAGGCCUGAUCCCGCGCGGCGAGAACCUCGUCCUCGUGGUGCGGUAUGAGGGGCCGAAAGGCGGGCCGGGCAUGCCGGAGCAGUUGAAGGCUUCCGCGGCGAUUAUGGGCGCGAAGUUGACGAACGUGGCGUUGAUAACCGAUGGGAGAUACUCCGGUGCUUCGCACGGGUUCAUCGUGGGGCAUAUUGUUCCCGAGGCGGCGGUGGGGGGGCCGAUUGCUGUGGUGAGGGAUGGGGAUGUGAUUACGAUUGAUGCGGCGAAGCAUGAGAUUAGCUUUGAUGUGGGCGAGGAGGAGGUGAAGAGGCGGUUGCGGGCGUGGAAGCCGCCGGCGAUGCCGGUGACGAGGGGGACGUUGGCGAAGUAUGCGAGGCUUGUUGGGGAUGCUAGUCAUGGGGCUGUGACGGAUUUGUUCUGA